This is a messenger RNA of Cryptotermes secundus, 2438 nucleotides long. RefSeq names its product putative ankyrin repeat protein RF_0381. Gene Ontology annotation, molecular function: protein binding. The transcript has a single exon. The coding region runs from base 50 to 2092 and encodes 680 amino acids. The record is from RefSeq and is a predicted model, not a curated record. Lineage: Eukaryota; Metazoa; Arthropoda; Insecta; Blattodea; Kalotermitidae.
ACUGCAUCUCCCUGCCAAAGACUCGAGAGCUGUAGCAGAUGGUUUUAAGAUGGAAGAGAAUGCAAGGAGUUCUGCAAUAUUUUUCGAUGCUAUAAUUCAGAACGACAAAGACAAGAUCAGAAAUUUAGUACAGAGGGGAAGCUCCGUCAAUACUUACGACGAAUGGGGACGCACACCUCUCCAAUACGCAGUAUUGCAAAACAAGAUAGAAAUAAUUACUCUGUUGGCUGAAAUGGGAGCCAGAAUUAAUGAUGGCUCAAAAGACUGUAAUGAAACCCCUGCUCACUAUGCAGCCAUGUUCGGAAGUGUGGACAGUUUGCGUAUACUGGCAAGUUAUGGUGCUUCCUUGACAGUGCAGGAUAACUCAGAGUUUGGAGAAACACCGGUUCAUACAGCUGUCAAAUUCAAUCAAAUGGAAACACUUCUUUGGUUGCUAGAAAAUGGAGUGUCCGUGGAUAUCAUGGAUCGGAAAGGAAGAACCCCGCUCUUUUAUGCUAUAAAUGAGCAAUAUCCGCAUCUGGUGCAGAUUCUUAUAGAUAAGGGAGCAGAUGUCAAUAUAAAACAGACUGGUUUACAUAACGUCACUCCUCUUCAUGUUGCGGUUUCGCAUGGGACUUUCGAUAUUGUCCGAGUUUUGCUGAGGAACGGGGCAAAUAUGUAUAUUCCUUGCAGUUCCUUGCACCAAACGCCCGUUCACUGGGCAGCAAAAGAAGGUAAGGUGGAAUUGUUCGAGCUGAUGUGCGAGUUUGGAUCUAUUUUGUCAGUGAAGACGGAUGACUCAGAAGGCGACUGUCCUAUUCACCUAGCUGUUAUGGGAGGCCAUCUGCCUCUAGUCAAGUGGCUGCACUCUAAAGGCGUGUCCCUCAAUUGUAGAAAUCAUAGAGGACACACUCCACUUCACACAGCAGUGCGGUUCAAUCAGAUCGAUAUGGCUUCUUAUCUGCUUCAGCAAGGCUCCAAAAUUUAUUAUAUAACCCAGGACCCAGAAAAUUUUACACCACUAAAUAUGGCAGCUUAUCUGGGUCAUUUAGAUAUGAUACGUCUGUUAAUAUAUCAUGGCGCUGAUGUGAAUGCUAUCCAAGAGAAGACAGGUUUUACAGCUUUGCAUUUUGCAGCUAUGGGUAACAAAGUGGAAAGUCUGAAGCUCUUGACACUCCAUGGUGCGGACGUAAUGAUUAUCAUGAAUAAGACGAAUGCAGAACCACUGAUUAUUACUGCUGCCAUGCAUGACUCUCUAGACGUGGUGCGCUGGUUGCUGGAAAACGGGGUUCCUGCGGACGACAGGCUCAAUAAUGGCAUAACUGCCCUUCAUUAUGCUGCUGAUAAAGGCAGGAGAGAAUUGGCUUUGCUGCUACUUGAAGCAGGAGCAGAUGUGAACUGCAGAGAAUUGAAUUUAAGAAGCCCCCUACAUUUCGCAGCAAUUCGAGGAUACGAGGAUAUUGUAGAAAUUCUGAUAUCCUGGGAAGCAGAUAUAGCGGCUGCGGAUGCUUGGGGAGAUAGCGCCCUUCAUCUUGCCGCAAAAAAUACUGAUUCGCGUUGUCUUCAGCUACUGGCCCUUAAGGGAAGUAAUUUAGUGUCACGGAAUAACCGUUGGGAAUCCCCUCUACAUGUUGCUACACUAAACAAACGUGAGGCCAAUGUUCGUCUUUUGCUUGAUAAUGGCACACCAGUAGAUAUUCCUACCGUAACCGGAGUUACUGCACUGAUGACGGCCUCCAAAAUGGGUAAUUAUAUACUCACUAAAUUGUUGGUUGAUAAAGGAGCAAAUGUAAACGCUGAGUUACACUCUUCGGACAGCGCCACACCCUUACAUUUAUCAUGUUCAAGUGGGAACAAGGAAGUGGUACAACUUCUUAUCGAAAGUGGAGCGAAUAUUAAUGCCCGCACCAGAAUAGGUGGUCAAACGCCAUUACACUGGGCGGUUGAAUUCCAACGCGAUUCAGUAAUUGAGACCCUCACUCGUUACGGUGCGGAUCUUAGCGUCAAAGAUUCGCGAGGUCGUACAGCUGCAAGCUUCGCGAAAUGUAAACUUUACUUUAGUGCCUAUCAGAUCCUCAUGAAGAGGAGCGGCGAAAAAGCAUGUCCUAAUUAAUGUGAAGAUACCAUUUCAAAAUAUGUAUAUACAUGUACAAUUCGAUGCAUUUUUUGGGGGCAGAGGGAAUGUUCUUUUAUAGAAAAUUGCCGUACUGCAUUGAAUGUGAGUAUAUGCUUCUAUUUUGGCUUUAGCUGCUAUUAAGCAUAUAUUCAUGCCUUCAAAACUUGUUAGAUUUGUCAAAAUCUUUCGCACAAAAAAAACUAUUUUGUUAAGGCCGUUAUUUAUUGUAUAUUGUGCAUGCAUAUACAUGUAUAUAUAUAAAUAUAUGAGAAUACAAUUAUAUGUUUAUGAACAAUUUUAUGAUUUGUAUUUAACGAAAAUUUUAGAUAUUUUAUAGUUUAAA